This is a messenger RNA of Gossypium arboreum, 837 nucleotides long. RefSeq names its product RING-H2 finger protein ATL78-like. The record is from RefSeq and is a predicted model, not a curated record. The coding region runs from base 41 to 670 and encodes 209 amino acids. The transcript has a single exon. Gene Ontology annotation, molecular function: transferase activity. Gene Ontology annotation, biological process: protein ubiquitination. Lineage: Eukaryota; Viridiplantae; Streptophyta; Magnoliopsida; Malvales; Malvaceae.
AACUACCUGCUUGAAAAUCACAGCUGAGCUUUUCCAAACUAUGUCCACUUCCAUCUCCACUGAAGUUCAAUGUUUGCUUGGAGAUUUCCACUCUAGAAGGUUGUUGAUGCUGCAUGCCCCACCUUCUCCGACACCGACUAUGGCAGCUCCUACGAACCCGGAAACCAACCAUCCUUACACCGGAAACAACAGCUUUGAUGCAAACGUUAUUAUGGUUAUGUCAGUCCUCUUGUGUGCUAUAAUGUUCACUUUAGUACUCAAUUCUAUCAUUAGGUGUGUAUUAAGGUGUUCAAGUUUACUAGCCUCAGGAUCCGGAGCCAGCACCUCAGCUCAACCACCAAAUAGAGGGAUCAACCGAAAAGCCUUAAAGACCUUUCCAACAGUAAAUUAUUCGGCCGACUUGAACAUGCCUGGCUUGGACUCCGAGUGUGUCAUAUGUCUAUCGGAUUUCAAACCUGGUGACCGCGUUCGGCUUUUAUCGAUGUGCAACCACGGAUUCCAUGUCCAGUGCAUCAACAAGUGGCUGAGCUGCCGCUCCUCUUGCCCGAAAUGCAGGCACUGCCUCGUCGAAACAUGCCAAAAGAUUGUUGUUUUUAGCAGCCAAGCUAGCUCAUCGCAACCUACUCCUGUGCAGGAAACCGCUGUGACCAUAGGCACCGGUCGAGCCUGAAGCUUUGGUGCAUAGCCAUAGGUGAAUUAGUUGCCAAAAUACCAUACAACAGGUAGUGUAAAGUUAAGCAGUAAAUUUGUGCACAGUUUGAAAUCUGUUACUGCUAGGCUCUAUUUUUUUGAUAUUUUUUAUGUAGCUGGGGAUAAGGAAAAGUAUUGCAAAUAAAA